Branchiostoma belcheri (Belcher's lancelet) is the source of this 1497-nucleotide messenger RNA. RefSeq lists its product as uncharacterized. Bases 127 to 1332 code for a protein of 401 amino acids. The record is from RefSeq and is a predicted model, not a curated record. NCBI's taxonomy places the organism in Eukaryota, Metazoa, Chordata, Leptocardii, Amphioxiformes, Branchiostomatidae. The transcript has a single exon.
AACAAAGGUUAUCUGGGGAAGAUUUGGCUUCAUUUAUGAGCUAAAGCUCUUCCCAGUGUGUAGCGGUCAUAAAAGAGCUUUCGCGUGAUCGCUAGAAAGAUCCGUUUUGGUGGUUAAAUAUCGAGUAUGGCGACAGGUCGGGUCCAGUCUAGUCAUGUGAACUAUCACGGAGAAGGGUCGGUAGUUCCUGGGGGUAGGCUGAGCUUAGCGGAGAGUUUGCAGGACAGUAACGUGUUCUUCUCUCGGCACGGAAUCACCAAGAGAGCAGCGUCAAACAUCUCGUAUGUCCAGUUCGUGCCGGUGGGUAGAGAAAGGCCCAACUUGGAGAAAAUCCGGCGGUGGCAGUCCUCACCCUCCCUGAAGCUUUCUUCGCGAGACAGGCGGUCGCCUGUAGGGGUAUCCCCGAGACAGGUAGGCAAGGGUAUGAAGCGGUGGUCGCCAAGCGUGCCGAAUCUAGAGAAAGAUCCGGACUUUUUCUGUCAGGGAAUGCCGUUAAAAAGGCCGCCUGUGAAUACCAAGGGGGAGUCGCCAAGGCCGUGUUCUUCGCUAGACUCCACGGGUGUCGUGCGGCUUAGGAUAUCGGACUGUACCCGGUUCUGGAGCCACCACCUGUCCGAGCUCGAGCCGACCGUGCGAGCGGCGCGGAGCCUACGGUACGAGCAAGAGUGGCGGCAGGAACACGCAGAGGUGACGCCAAGAUACCGUCUGUCCAAGGAGACUCUGAAAGAGCACGACUACCGCAUGAACAACGCCGGGCGACGGUCGGAGAAGUCGAGAAGCAGCCCCGUGCAAGUGGACCCCCGUCGCGGUAGUGAAGAGAACGGCGUCACGGUUAGAUUCUUAGACAAGGAAAUAACCGAAGACUACGGCAUGAAUGACAGAGAACCACUGCUCGCUGACGGUCACCACAAUUCGAGAACAUCAUCUGAAAGCGAAGACUACAGAGACACCGACAUGGACGCCCUUCGCAACGGCCACGUCAAGUCAAAACCUGACAGAGACGCAAGGUAUAAAGCAACGAAACAGGACGAAGACUUUAGCUCCUUUAACGCCGCUAAGGUGGCUUUAGUUGCCAAGAUGCACGAUCUGCAAGACUUCAUCUCGAAGACGACAAGCCAAGCGGACGGGCCGAAAGAGCUCACGAGUCCGCGCAGGGGACUUCAUCAGAAGCGCAGUACCAGGUCGUACGGUGGUGCCCCCUUGCGGUCGCUGCUGAAUAAGCUGCCCUCGGAUUUCAUCAUGGGGCACAUCGGUUGUCAUGGCGACUGUGGACAGUGUUUCCAGGCUGCGCUCAUGCCUGAAGGUGUGGUGGACCCCGCCGAUAACAAGUGACUUUUUUUGUCUCACUGUAGUUUACAAAUUGUUAUCAAAGUUGUUCUGCGACCCUAGCAACACUGAAGCUAGAAAAAUAUGUGUAGCGAUAUCAGAAACCAUAUGGUGGAAAGUUGUAUGUUGAAGUUUUUUGCAGAUUGUGAUAUUAUUUUUGCAGAUUGUGAU